GCGACCUCGUUCUGGCGGAGCCAUUUGUCCCUUAGCUCUCGCCGUAGCAGCCGCCGCCCAUCCCUCUUUGUGUGCACUAAGAAUCCGCCCGAGCUUGUGGUGGCUACAGUUGGCGUUGGGGCUUAGACUAGGGACGUUGCCGGGAAGUUGUAGAAGGGACGACUCUUCCCCAUCCCGCCACCUGACAGGUCACAAACAUGUCGGACAAAAGUGAAUUAAAGGCUGAAUUGGAACGUAAGAAACAGCGAUUGGCCCAAAUCAGAGAGGAAAAGAAGAGAAAAGAAGAAGAAAGGAAAAAAAAAGAAACUGAUCAGAAAAAGGAAGCUGUUGCUCCUGUGCAAGAAGAAUCAGAUCUUGAAAAGAAAAGAAGAGAAGCUGAAGCAUUGCUUCAAAGCAUGGGGCUAACUACAGAACCCCCCAUUGUCCCUCCUCCUAUGUCUCCAUCUUCCAAGUCUGUGAGUACGCCAAGUGAAGCUGGAAGCCAAGACUCUGGAGAUGGUGCCGUGGGAUCUAGACGAGGACCUAUUAAACUUGGAAUGGCCAAAAUUACGCAAGUUGACUUUCCUCCUCGAGAAAUUGUCACAUAUACUAAGGAAACUCAGACUCCAGUUAUGGCUCAACCCAAAGAAGAUGAAGAGGAAGAUGAUGAUGUAGUGACUCCUAAACCACCUAUUGAACCUGAAGAAGAGAAAGUUUUAAAAAAAGAUGAAGAAAAUGAAAGUAAAGCUCCGCCUCAUGAGCUGACUGAAGAAGAAAAGCAACAAAUCUUACACUCAGAGGAAUUUUUAAGUUUCUUUGACCAUUCUACAAGAAUUGUAGAAAGAGCUCUUUCUGAACAGAUUAACAUCUUCUUUGACUAUAGUGGGAGAGAUCUGGAAGACAAAGAAGGAGAGAUUCAAGCAGGUGCUAAACUAUCAUUAAACCGGCAAUUUUUUGAUGAACGUUGGUCAAAGCAUCGGGUUGUUAGUUGUUUGGAUUGGUCAUCUCAGUAUCCUGAGUUACUUGUGGCUUCCUAUAAUAACAAUGAAGAUGCUCCUCAUGAACCUGAUGGUGUUGCCCUUGUAUGGAAUAUGAAAUACAAAAAAACUACUCCAGAGUAUGUGUUCCACUGCCAGUCAGCUGUGAUGUCUGCUACAUUUGCAAAAUUUCAUCCAAAUCUUGUUGUUGGUGGUACAUAUUCAGGCCAAAUUGUGCUUUGGGAUAACCGUAGCAAUAAAAGAACACCAGUGCAGAGAACUCCACUGUCAGCUGCUGCACACACACAUCCUGUCUAUUGUGUAAAUGUCGUUGGAACACAAAAUGCUCACAAUCUGAUCAGCAUCUCCACUGAUGGAAAAAUAUGUUCAUGGAGUCUGGACAUGCUUUCCCACCCACAGGAUAGCAUGGAGUUGGUUCACAAACAGUCAAAGGCAGUAGCUGUGACAUCUAUGUCUUUCCCUGUUGGAGAUGUCAACAACUUUGUUGUUGGGAGUGAAGAAGGUUCUGUGUACACAGCAUGCCGCCAUGGCAGCAAAGCUGGAAUUAGUGAGAUGUUUGAGGGACAUCAAGGACCAAUCACUGGCAUCCAUUGUCAUGCAGCUGUUGGAGCAGUAGACUUCUCACAUCUUUUUGUCACUUCAUCAUUUGACUGGACAGUAAAACUUUGGACAACUAAGAAUAACAAGCCUUUAUACUCAUUUGAAGAUAAUUCAGACUACGUUUAUGAUGUUAUGUGGUCACCCACCCACCCAGCCCUGUUUGCCUGUGUUGAUGGCAUGGGGAGAUUGGAUUUGUGGAAUCUCAAUAAUGAUACAGAGGUACCAACUGCCAGCAUUUCUGUGGAGGGUAAUCCUGCUCUUAAUCGUGUAAGAUGGACCCAUUCUGGAAGAGAGAUUGCCGUGGGUGAUUCUGAAGGACAGAUUGUUAUAUAUGAUGUGGGAGAGCAGAUUGCCGUUCCCCGCAAUGAUGAAUGGGCACGAUUCGGCCGAACACUCGCAGAAAUUAAUGCAAACCGAGCUGAUGCAGAAGAGGAAGCAGCUACCCGAAUACCUGCUUAGUUCCUAAAAAGAGGAGUAUAGCCUUUAGUGGACUGGGGGAAGGCUCUACAGUAGAUCCUAAGACUAUUUGCAUGCUUUUGUCUAAAUGAUAAUUAAAGAGAAAUUUCAUGGAUUAAACUGUUGAUUUAAUGCAGCAAGCAAAUCUUACAGUGCCCCUUUUAUAUUAACAUGCAUUUUUUUAUUUGUCAUUUUUAAUACAGCUGACUGACUUUACAGAACACAGGGAUAUAUUUAAUACUAUUCUUUUGAAUUCUUUUCGAUUUAUAACACUAUAUACAGUUAUUUCUAAAGCACAGAUUAAAUAAGUUCUGCAUAUUUUAAAUAAUCACAAUUCCCUGUUAAACUUGUAAUGUUCUCACUAGUCAUAAUAUAAACAUUGUUUCUUCUUAGUUGCAGCAUGCAUACACCUAUCCAAGUUGCAUUCUAACAUCCUUUCUCUUUAUAGUUCAUGUGGUAGUUACCUAUAAAUAAAAGCAAAUAUGUGCUAACUUUU
Messenger RNA from Marmota flaviventris (yellow-bellied marmot), 2529 nucleotides. It is a transcript of the gene Dync1i2, whose product is annotated as dynein cytoplasmic 1 intermediate chain 2. Gene Ontology annotation, cellular component: cytoplasmic dynein complex. NCBI's taxonomy places the organism in Eukaryota, Metazoa, Chordata, Mammalia, Rodentia, Sciuridae. Gene Ontology annotation, biological process: transport along microtubule. The record is from RefSeq and is a predicted model, not a curated record. Gene Ontology annotation, molecular function: dynein heavy chain binding; dynein light chain binding.